This is a messenger RNA of Ruditapes philippinarum (Manila clam), 2548 nucleotides long. RefSeq lists its product as uncharacterized. NCBI's taxonomy places the organism in Eukaryota, Metazoa, Mollusca, Bivalvia, Venerida, Veneridae. Gene Ontology annotation, biological process: negative regulation of gene expression. Gene Ontology annotation, cellular component: cytoplasm; nucleus. The record is from RefSeq and is a predicted model, not a curated record. Gene Ontology annotation, molecular function: transcription corepressor activity. The transcript has 6 exons. The coding region runs from base 71 to 2548 and encodes 825 amino acids.
GCAGUCCAGUUCUACCUAUGUGCAGAAUCCUGAACUGGAAAGGACCAAGGAAUUGGAAUGUUAUGUGGAAAUGAAAAACAUUCCAAUGAGUGAAACCAAAGAAUCCCUGAUAGUGAAACUUGCGGAGCUAGAAUUGCCAAUACUAUAUCCAAAGUUGGUUUAUCAGAAUGGCUCCGAUACAGCUAUCUUAAUUUGUAAAAAUGUUGAAGAUGCUAAAAAGUUGGAAAAUAUGCCAAAGUCAGAGUUUAUAUUCAAGGGAUAUGAUGGAAAGAAGUCUUACACAAAAGUAUCAUGGAAUUUUCCAAAGGCUAAGGAUUUACAACAAGAGGACAAGAAAGAACUGAAGAAAAUUCAUGUAAAUGUUGAUGAAGCCACUGAGAAAAUUGAAACAUUGACAACUUAUCAACUUAAGUGUGCAAAGGCAAUACUUGCAAAAUAUGAUAAACAGGAAGUUACAGAAACACAAAAAGGUAUAAAUGACAAUGAGCUGGUUACAAUUGACAACAGCAUUGAAUUGGAAGCUUCAGGAGAUGUCUGGAAUAUUGUAAGUGAAAUAUGUAAAAAGGACAUAAAAUCUUUUGAGAAAAAUUUUGGACCUGUUAAAUUUGAAAAUUCAAAGAUUGUUAUACCAGCUCAUGACAGUGAUUUUGCUAAAAGUGAGGUACAGAAACUGACAUCAAGUAUACAAACAAUAAAGAACAAAGAAAUAACAGAUAUUGUUAUAAUUCAAGAGAAAAUAGAGCAGUCAGCUUUGCCUGACUACUGUAAAAAAGUGGAGGAAUCAUUUGGUUAUCCAUGUUGUGUCUGGAAUCAAGACAAAAAUAAACUAUUUGCAUAUGAUGAUACAUAUGAUAAGGCCAUGAAGGUAAAGCACCAUUUUAAUAUCACAUCUGGCCAAAUAAAACAGACAGGACAAAAUCGCCGUAAAAACAGAGGAGCAGCCCAAAUUCAAAGCAAUGAUGAUACUGCUUCAGGUGGAAUAACAUCAGACAACAGAUUUGCGAAUUCUUUUAAGAACAAAAGUUUUGAACAUUCUUCUAAGAAAACAAGUCUUAAUCAAAGUGAUAAAGAGCAGUGCUAUAAAUUUGGCAACACAUUGGUGAAAAUCUACAGAGGGGAUAUUGUAAACCUCAAUGUUGAUUGUAUUGUAAAUGCAGCAAACAAAUACCUUUCACAUGGUGGAGGUGUAGCUGCAGUGAUAGCAAGAGCAGCAGGUUAUAACCUAAUAAAAGAGGGGAAUGAUUAUAUUGCUCGAAAUGGUGACAUUCCAGUUGGUCAGGCUAUUGCAACAACUGCUGGAAAACUCCUUUAUAAAUGUGUGAUUCAUACAGUCGGUCCAAGUUGGUAUGAUUAUGAAAGUCGUUCUCAUGAUGAUGUUCAAAGAUGUAAAAAUGAUCUCUUUCAUGCCAUUUACAACUGUUUUACCAUUGCUGAAGGCAUGGAAUUGAGAAGUAUUGCUAUUCCUGCUAUAAGUUCAGCCUUGUUUGGUGUACCAAUGGAUAUAUGUGUUGAACAGUAUGCAAGAGCCACAUUGUCAUAUUGCAAGAAUGCUGCUGAAGCUACUGCACUCUCUGAAAUACACUUCAUUGACAUAAAGCCUGAAACUGUAAAAAUAAUUCAGGAGGCUUUCCAAGCUAAAGGGACAGAAGGGACACCAGUGGAAAUCACUAGGGGAGCAGAUUCAGAAAGUUUUGGAGCUACCAGUCUUAAAACAACAGAAGGUUUUGGAGCUACCAGUCUUAAAACAACAGAAGGUUUUGGAGCUACCAGUCUUAAAACCACAGAAGGUUUUGGAGCUACCAGUCUUAAAACAACAGUAAGCAAAGGUUCACAAAAGUUACCAGUGCCACUUGCAUAUGAAGAAGGUUGGAAACAUAAUGUUUUUUGCUUCCUUGAGUCAGAAAAGCUAAACAUUUUCUUUCUAAAAGACAUUUUUUCUGUGAAAGCUAAUGGAAUAGUUGUAUCAGUAAAUGAAAAAGGGAAGUGUGGUGCUAUUGGACAAGCAAUUCUCAACAAAAUACCAAAGUCUUACUUACCUAGUUUCAAUGGUGACUUUGAAAGAAAAGCAAGUAAAGGUACCAAGACAGGAGAUGUUAUAGUAAAUGGUGGAUACAGUUGUGGUUAUCCAGCAGUACUUCUUGUUGUAUAUCCAUAUGAAGCUAGACGUAAACCACAAGAUGAAAGACAAGCUGAUCUGGAAAAAGCAUAUAAAAAUGUUUUUUUGGCAGCAAGAGAUAAACAGAUACAUACAAUUGUUACAACAUUGUUUGGAAUAGAAUCAAACAAUGAUGAUGAGAUCAAAUUUGCUGCAAAUUGUUUCCUGAAGAGCUACCUAGAAUAUUGUAAGCAAAAAGUGAUUGAAAUGGACUCAUUUCAAAAGGAAGUGACAAUUGUAUGCCAGACAGAGCAUGCUCAUAGCCUUGUAUGUGAAGUUUUUAUGAAAGUAUGUUCAGGACCAAAAAGAUAUUUAAAAGUACAAGAAAAAUGCCUCAGAAUACCCUCAGGUAUGAAUUUCUUUGUAAAUUGUCCACCUUUCAAGCUCGCUUGA